AUGGUGGUUGACCCGUCCCUCGGUGUCGUGCGGGACAGCGCUGCGCGGUCAGUUGCUCUGAAGGUUGGCGAGGUCAGAGGGGCAUCCGCGGCCAGGGCGGAGGCCAUCAACAUGGCGAACUACUUGGCCCAUUCGGCGCAUAUUAUGGACGGCCAGAAACAGAUCUCAGCAAUUGUGGAUUGUUCUGGUGUGUCUGGUCGUGAGUUGCUCACUGUGUUCAUCCACGCCGAGGCGGUGCCUUUCUCGUGCUGCCUGCCCGCCCAGGAAUUGCCCGAGUUGAAGUCCAUUGUGCGAGGCAUGGCGCUGACUAAACUCAAAGGUCGUCAGAUGUGGAGGCAGAAGCUUCAGAACGUGUUGACACAUCACCAGUUUAAACAGGCGGCCGACAAGGUACGGAUAAAAAGAGCGAGUGGAUCAGAUGCAAGAGCAUCUGCGUUGCACUUAUUGCAGGCCCUCGAUCAUAGUUUGCAAUUCGUCGGCAGCGGUUUCAAAGUAUUUGCCUCCCGUGGAUCGGUGCCAUUGCUUUCUGCCGAGGAGACGCGGAUCAACGUGAAGAGAACAACCCCGUGCCCAUUCGAAGUGCCAAAGGAAAUUGAACAGACUCGGAGUUGCGUUGAGCAUCAGGUGACCAAGAAGAGACGAUUCGAUUUCGAGUUGCCGGAGGAUGGAGUGUUGAGCUGUUGCACCCUUCUGGGCGACGAGGGCCCCCGAGAUCUGCCAGCUUUUUGGUUUCUUCCCGAAACGGGUUUUCGUUUCGUCCCGUGGAUGGAUGUUCUUCACAGGUGUCCGAGGGAUAUGUACGAAGCGGCGGUUGAGUGCAACCAUUGGUCCAUGGUGCUUGACACUACAGCAGUAGUUCGAUACGACCGUGGGCCCUUCAAGUCACAGGCCAACUUCCAGAGAGCGCGGGAAGCCGUGGCCCAGUACGCGAAGCACGCCACCUCAGACGAUGAAUUGUUGGUCAGCUUAUUUGAGCCAAUCUGCAGAGAUUUGAACGACAUGCCGCCCGACUACGGGUCGAAGGAACACAUCGAUCGGGUGCUCAACCGCCUGGAGUUCGUCAAAUGUUUUGAGCGUAUGUCAACAGAUGUGAAAUGGACGCGGUGGGGUUCGCACCAUUGGGCCAUGAAGGACUUUUUUCAGUUCUGGCACACGAAGCUGCUGGCGUUGUCCGUCAUUGCCGUGCAGGGGGGGUCGCUCUCCAAGGAGGCGAUAGCAGCCUUGGGGUUGAGCAGGCCGCCGAAUGCAUUUCCCGCCGCUGCUUGCGGCGGGGGCGGGAGUCCAGUGGCCGUUCCGGGCGCGGGGAGUUCAUCUUCGUCGUCGUCUGGUUCGGCUGGAGGCCCAGCGCCUGCCAUGGCACCAUCGCCCCUACCCGCGGCAGCAGCGUCCUCAGGGGCAGUUCCUGGUUCAGGAAGUGCGGGUAAGCCUAAAACCAAGAUCGUCGGCAAGCAGUCCGCUGCCAUGCAGGAGUUGCGAUCGGAGGCGCCAACAGGACUGGAAGUAAUGAUUCGCGUUCUUGCAAGCCCGGAAAUCUACACUCGGGCGCGAGUUUGGGAACAGGCUUCGGACCCUGUGUGGGCUGCGCACGCAGCGGAAUACCAGAAGAUCAGGUCGUCAUCCGAUUGCGAACAGUUCUAUGUAUGUUACGCAAAUGGUGGGUACCAAGAGGUCUUGAUCCAGGUGUGGAAGAAGCUCGAAGACGGUCUCGCGCUGGGCUGCAUCGGCUGUGCGGUUUCACCAUUGACCGAUGAGGAGAAGACUGAGGUAAAGAACCGGGAGAGUGAGGAAUACCAGACCCAGGAGCAGCUCGCGCACAUGUUUUUCAAGACCUGCCAGUCGAUCGUGUGUUGGCGCGGCCUAACGCACCAGCACUACUGCGCAUCCUUGCCAGGUGCGCUCGCAGGCCUCUUGGCGCCUGGGGUCAGCAAGCUUCAUUCUUGA
This is a messenger RNA of Prorocentrum cordatum, 1941 nucleotides long. NCBI's taxonomy places the organism in Eukaryota, Dinophyceae, Prorocentrales, Prorocentraceae. The record is from the annotation of a GenBank genome assembly.